Molecule: messenger RNA, 1369 nt
Organism: Zophobas morio
Lineage: Eukaryota; Metazoa; Arthropoda; Insecta; Coleoptera; Tenebrionidae
Gene: Trmt6
Product: tRNA (adenine(58)-N(1))-methyltransferase non-catalytic subunit TRM6
Exons: 1
Coding region: 141-1331 (396 amino acids)
Biological process (GO): tRNA methylation
Cellular component (GO): tRNA (m1A) methyltransferase complex; nucleus
Source: RefSeq, a predicted model, not a curated record
UAAAUUGUUUGGGGUUUUAGAGUGACUCGGUUGGCACCCGUGUCGCACGUUCUGUCUCUAUCGCACCCACUCGCACUCUCGAUCCAGCCAUCUCGUUCCACACCAACUGACACGUUUUCUGUCAACAACAUAACCUCAAAAUGGAAGACAACGCGAUAAAAGUCGGCGAUUUUGUUAUAGUGCAGCGCCAGGGCUACACCAAACUCCACAAACUGAAAGAGCAUGGGACUCUCUCGCUUGGUAGUUUCAACAUGGAAAUGGACAACAUCGUGGGUGAAAAAUACUCCGACACUUUCCAGAUGAAGAAUUACCCCGGGAGCAAGAAACUCUUCACUUUGGAAAAAGUGGACGAAAUUCCGUCCGUCUUGUCGAUUAAUAUAGAGAAAAGCGGCGCUGAUAAUCGCAACAUCACCGACGACGGGCAAUCCCAAAACCUCACGACUGAAGAAAUCGCCAAACUCAAGUCUGAAGAACUCAACUCCAACAACAUCGUGGGUAAAUUGAUCACAAACUCGAGGACUUUCAACGAAAAAACUGAAUACAGUCAGGAGAAAUAUAUGAAGAAGAAGGAGAAGAAGUAUUUCGAGUAUGUACAAAUCAGGCGCCCGACGAUCCGGCUUUUAGCCACCAUGUUCUACCGACAAGACCCUACGAAGACGCUUGGUAUCCGCAGCGACGACUUGUCUCAGAUCAUUACUUAUUCCAAUGUUCAAGCGCAAGGUACGCACUUACUGUACGACAGCGGCACUUCCGGUCUACUUCCAGCCGCCCUCCUCAACCAAAUCGGGGCUCAAAACCCCGCCCACCUCGUGCACGUCCACCCAGGCAACGAAUGCCAGAAAAGCGCCAUCGUGGCAAUGAACUUCCCCCAGGAGCAGCUCGCCAGAUGCAUCAACGUCAACUUAUACUCAGUCCUGCGGUGCUUCUACCAAAACAAAGACGCUUAUAAUAGUGAGCCCCAGUGCAAAAAAAUCAAACUCGACGACUCCGCCCCCAAGAAACCGGGUUGGCAAAUCGAGAACGAGAAGGCGUGUCGUUUGUUGGAGGUGGGCGUGGACUCGCUGGUCGUCGCCGCGAAGGAACACCCCGUUUCGAUAGUCGACCAAUUAGUGAGGUUCCUGAAAGGGGGGCGUUACCUGGUCGUUUUUAGUGCGACGCGCGAACCGUUGCAAGAUUUGUACAACCACCUUAAGGAAAGACUCGAUUUUAUUUAUAUCCGGAUUGUGAGUAAUUUCAUGAGGAGUUACCAAGUGUUGCCUGAUAGGACGCACCCUGAGGUGAAUAUGACGUCAGGGGGGUACGUUUUGACGGGGUUUAAGUUGGUUUCGUAAUAAUAAUAAACGACUCACCUGUGAGAAAAAUUGUUGAA